Molecule: messenger RNA, 996 nt
Organism: Rosa chinensis
Lineage: Eukaryota; Viridiplantae; Streptophyta; Magnoliopsida; Rosales; Rosaceae
Exons: 3
Coding region: 1-996 (331 amino acids)
Biological process (GO): DNA integration
Molecular function (GO): nucleic acid binding
Source: RefSeq, a predicted model, not a curated record
AUGGCCAAGUACUAUGUGUGGGAUGACCCCUAUCUAUGGAAGCAUUGCCCGGAUUUAGUGAUUAGAAGGUGUGUACCCGAAACUGAAUUUCAUUCUAUAUUUACCUUUUGUCACUCUUAUGCUUGUGGAGGUAACUUGGGCCCAAGAGAUCAAAUGCCUCAAAAUCCUAUUCUUAUUGUCGAAAUUUUCGAUGUUUGGGGCAUAGAUUUCAUGGGACCUUUUCCUUCUUCAAAUGGUUAUCUUUACAUUCUAUUAGCUGUUGAUUAUGUCUCUAAGUGGGUGGAAGCAAAGGCCACCCGGACUAAUGAUUCCAAAGUUGUUUUGAGUUUUCUUAAAGAGCAUGUCUUUUCGAGAUUUGGAACACCUAGAGCUAUCAUCAACGAUGGAGGGACUCAUUUUUGCAAUCGAUCGUUUGAAGCUUUGUUGAAGAAGUACAAUAUCACACAUAGGGAUUGGAGCUCACGCUUAGAUGAUGCUUUAUGGGCAUACCGAACUGCUUACAAGACCCCCAUUGGGAUGUCUCCAUAUCGUCUUGUGUUUGGCAAACCAUGUCACCUUCCAGUGGAGCUUGAGCAUAGGGCUUAUUGGGCAAUUAAGCAAUUUAAUAUGGAUAUGGCAGCGGCUGGUGACAAAAGGAGGCUGCAACUCAAUGAGUUGGAGGAGCUACGCAAUGAUGCUUAUGAAUCUAGUAGAAUUUACAAGGACAAGGCUAAGGCCUUCCAUGAUCAGAUGAUCAAGAGGAAAACUUUUGUCGUUGGACAAAAAGUCCUUCUUUUUGAAUCUCGUCUGCGCUUAUUCCCAGGUAAACUUCGUUCUAGGUGGAUUGGACCAUUCGUUAUAACUGAUGUGUUUACUCAUGGUGUAGUAGAGAUUAAGAGCGUUCACACAGAAAAGGUGUUCAAGGUGAAUGGGCAUAGACUCAAGCCCUAUUAUGAGUCUUUCGUGGAGCAUGACUUGGAGGAGGUGCCCCUCCAAGUUCCUACCUAUGCGGAUUAA